Notothenia coriiceps (black rockcod) is the source of this 1741-nucleotide messenger RNA. RefSeq lists its product as uncharacterized. Gene Ontology annotation, molecular function: protein serine/threonine kinase activator activity. Gene Ontology annotation, cellular component: nuclear replication fork. Lineage: Eukaryota; Metazoa; Chordata; Actinopteri; Perciformes; Nototheniidae. The transcript is spliced from 6 exons. The coding region runs from base 248 to 1648 and encodes 466 amino acids. The record is from RefSeq and is a predicted model, not a curated record. Gene Ontology annotation, biological process: regulation of DNA damage checkpoint; DNA damage response; replication fork processing.
GCAUUUCGCAAACUACUGCAGCGCCGUCGAACGAAGCUCCCCGGCACCCGUAGUUUGAUGACGUUGCCGGCUAAACAUGGUGGAUGGAGCACAAUUCAAAAACACGGCAAAAGUGUUUGCGGAACAGAUUAACAAACCGUGAAUAUAAACUAUCAGACUGGCUGCUCCAAGACACGAAUCAUCUACGGAGCAGUUAACACAACAAUGUACAGCAGAGGUUGCGCUAUGUGUGUAGUUUUAGUGAGCGAUGUCACAGCCACAUGGCUCUGAGUUCACUGAGAUGUGGAGGAAUAUUUGCAAACUGAGCAGCAACAACACAACGGACAAGAAAACAGGACAGCAAAUACAUGGCACACCAACAACAGCCAUGUGUAAAGAUCUGCAGAGCCCAAAGCGGAUAGGCUUCAGCAGAUACCCCGGCUUGAAUAAUGGGGAUUCUCCAGGUGAUGGAGAACCAUCACAGGACAUCUUCUGGGACUCUGCGUCGCCCACAGCUGGUACUGGGCCCGGACACGUGAACACAAGAGUUGUGGAAAUAUCCGAUAUUGUCAACCGUAUUGCUCCAAAGGAUGUGAAGCGGAAUGAGAAUGAUUCUCCUCUGGUGCAGUGGAUAGGUGACGGUGCCUUCCACCGCACACCGGAAACACCAACGCCAAGCGUGAGAAAGAGGUCCUCAAGGAAGAAUAGCGUGGACGACCUCAAGAAACUAGCCAGGCAGUUUGAUGACAACAUGAAGCAGACAUCAGUCCUUAGUAAUGUGAAGGACCCAUCGGAUCAGGUGGAGGCCGAGCUGCACGCUCUAUUUGACUCCUCCACCCAACAAAUCAGCGGCUUCCUGAGCCAGGGCUCGUCAACAUCGGCCCGCGCGCAGGAAACAGCUGCACAUCCUGCUGGAGCAAAGGCAUCUUGUAAUGACGACUGGGAGGACGACGACCUCCUUGACUCCUUUGUGCUGUCUAUUCCUAUUCCUGACAAAAUCACUAAAUAUCAGAAGGGUGGUGUAGACUCUGUUAAAGACAUUGCAGACAGCUCAUGGGAUGAUGGGGACGAUGACGCGCUGCUCUACCAGGUAUGUGACACUGUGGAGAAGAUCUCUAACAGUCAGCCACAGCAAGCAAGCACCAGCAACUGCCAAGCAAAGCAAGAUAUUUCUGUAGACAGGCAGAGAAAAACCCCUGUGCCAAUCGACACAUCCCGGCUCAUGGUCGCCGGUGCCAGUGCUAAUAUUCGGUCGCCACGUGUUUUUGUUCGCUCUAACUCAUUACCGGAGACUAGCAGUAAAACUGUGAACUACCAAGGGUGGAACAUUCCCAUAAAGGGUGCCAGCAACAGAUCACAGAUGUCUCAGAGCCACCCGGGAAGCCGUGGUAGUCUGGGCACAUUUAACCAGGGCAGGGAUUCUUCUGGAACUUUCCAGGCCGGGAAUGUGGACAUGAAGCCGCACUCGGUGUCAGCCGGGACAUCGAAGAGCUCCAAGUUCCACCACACGGCCUUCAAGAGAAACGUGUCUGACUCGGCAGCUGUAAGCAGCAAAGUUUUUGUCACAAGCCAGAUGACAGCAAAGUGCUCUGCAGCCGAGAUCGAGAGGAAGAAGCAGGAGGCGUUAGCCAGGCGACGACAGCGAAUGCAGAACGCCCCGAAACCGUAGAGGAGCUUCGUCCUGAUUAUUCUAACACUACAAUAAGCCUUUACAAAACAAAUCAUUCCAUAUCAGAGGCUCAGACACGUCCUUCUCACCAAU